CCCUAGCUAGUCCUAUAAAUACUCCACCAUCUAGCCUCUUCCCAUUCUCAAAUUCAAUGCUAAUUGAGUUCUUUGAGUGAGCUUUCAGGAUAUAUACAUAUGUCAUUCUUGUAUUAGUGUUGCAUCAGCUUCCUCACCGGUCUUCUCUAGUCGGGUUUUCAUUGCGCUGUAGAGUUCCUUCUCUGUGAAAUAUAGGUUGACCGCCAUGAGCAUCUCCAUGGUAACAAGCAGAAAUGUGGCACAAACCCUGAUCGAUAGUCCUUCCAGCAGUCGAAAACUGAUCAAUCUUCCAAGGCAGAAAGAGAAGGUGGUGGUGGUCAUGGGAGCCACCGGCACUGGAAAGUCCAGGCUCUCCAUUGACCUCGCCACCCUUUUUCCUGCACAAAUCAUCAACUCCGACAAAAUACAAGUCUAUGAAGGCCUUGACACAGCCACGAAUAAAAUCACCAAGGAAGACCGACGAGGGGUGCCUCACCAUUUGCUGGGAACAGAGAACCCCAACUCAGAGUUCACGGCCUCCCACUUCCGUGAAGCGGCUUUACUCACCAUCGAGUCAAUUACGUCUUGCGGACAGCUUCCGAUCAUCGUGGGAGGGUCCAACUCGUAUAUUGAGGCACUGAUCGACGAUGACGACUAUAAAUUCCGAUCGAGAUACGAUUUCUGUUGUCUCUGGGCAGACGUGUCAUUGCCCGUGCUCGACCAAUACGUGGCCAAACGGGUUGAUCAAAUGUUGGAGAGUGGAAUGGUAGAUGAACUGAGACCCUUUUUCAAUCCGAGGGGAGACUACUCACGAGGGAUUAGAAAAGCUAUCGGAGUUCCUGAGUUCGAUCAGUAUUUUCGAAACGAAUCGUGGAUAAGGGAUGAAGGAAUCAAGCAGAGGUUACUGGAAGAAGCGGUGAAUGAAGUGAAGAAAAACACGUAUAAAUUGGCACGUAAACAACUGGGGAAGAUUCAGAGAUUGCGCGACGUGAAGAGAUGGGAGAUGCAGCGGCUAGACGCGACAACCGUGUUCCGCAAGCAAGGGGAAGAAGCAGAGGAGGCAUGGAAGAAGGUGGUGGCUGAGCCAAGUGCUAUGAACGUCGCCAGGUUCCUUUACAAUAUUCCCUCUCCGAAUGUUGGCCCCCGCCUUAGACAGUCGUCGUCGGCCCUGGAAAGCGCCAUGGCUACGGCAACGUGCUGAGUACUUCACGUCUCUUCAGUCUCCGUAUCCUCCCACCCGGACAGUGAAAAACUAAUAUCUCGGGUACUAUCAGGCACCGUAGCACGGACCCCUCCCAACAGUGUUUAUUCCAUAUACACUGUCUCAAGGAUCAAACCCAGAACAUGAUGUUUAAGGUGCCCAAGUCCAUUUCACUUAGACCAACACUUGUUGG
Messenger RNA from Neltuma alba, 1373 nucleotides. Its product is annotated as adenylate isopentenyltransferase 3, chloroplastic-like. Lineage: Eukaryota; Viridiplantae; Streptophyta; Magnoliopsida; Fabales; Fabaceae. Gene Ontology annotation, biological process: tRNA modification; cytokinin biosynthetic process. Gene Ontology annotation, cellular component: mitochondrion. The transcript is spliced from 2 exons. Bases 206 to 1180 code for a protein of 324 amino acids. Gene Ontology annotation, molecular function: tRNA dimethylallyltransferase activity. The record is from RefSeq and is a predicted model, not a curated record.